AUGUCUGCAGCAAACAAUAGUCCCAUCGGGUUGAUUUUGUUGGACCGUGACGGGGUGAUCAACGAGGACGUGGGGGCACCUGGAGUGAUUGAUCCACAACAAUUGGAACUGACACAUAAGGCAGGCACUGCCAUUGGCAAUUUGAAGCGAGCCGGAUAUCCCGUGGUACUGAUUACCAAUCAAAGUUGCGUGGGGAAACAAUUGAUUACCGAACAAGAGCUCUACCAAGGGAUUCUCCCACGUCUCCAACAACUGCUGCUAGCACAAGAUCCAGACGCCACUUGGGAUCAUGUCUUUUGUUGUACAACCACUCCUGAUGUACCGGAUGAACGACGCAAACCAUCUCCGGGAAUGAUACUGGAAGCCUGUCGGCAAUACAAGGUGGAUCCAUCUCAGACGGUCUUUGUGGGCGAUACCCUGACGGAUCUGCAAGCCGCCACGCGAGCUGGAGUUCCUGUCAAAAUCUUGGUUUCCACGGGGUAUGGCAGUGGUAUUGUGCAACAGUAUUAUUAUGGCGGCGGUAGCAAUCCACCAAACCAAGAGCAUGACGAGAAUGAUCCAGUUCAGCAAACACCACGAGUGAUGGAAUGCAGCCAACAAGAACAAGAACAAAAUCAAGCCUUGGAUAGCCCACCCGACAACGAUAGAAAAGUAGCACUGCAAUCAGUGAUGCCUUUUCUCUAUGUGAAAAACCUGUUUGAAGCGUCCCAAUGGAUAUUGGAACAACAAUCCACUGCGGCCACUUCAAUAACAACUGUGCAAGGCACUCGCGACUAG
Molecule: messenger RNA, 777 nt
Organism: Seminavis robusta
Lineage: Eukaryota; Bacillariophyta; Bacillariophyceae; Naviculales; Naviculaceae
Source: the annotation of a GenBank genome assembly